AGCGCCCAAAGCAGCCGUGCCACCGCCGCCAGCGUCGUCGCAAGCAGCCUGGCAGGCAGAUGCAAUCGGGCGAGCGCGCGGGCGAGCCACCGCCAGGCCACCGCCAUGGACACCAAGGAGGCGGCCGAAGGCGCGGUGGCUCUGGAUGUGGACGGAAGGGACGAAGACGACAACAACAAUGAGACGGUCCUGCGUUCGCCCGGAGGGGACUCGGACGGACCGGAGAAAGCGCGAGUCUCUCUCAGCAUCCUCGGUGACCAGAAGCCCCUGCUCUCCCCGACUGUUAGCAUCCGAAGUACCAGGUGUGAUGAUAGUGAAAAGAUUCGUGACAUCUUCACGACGCUGGUGGACACGCAGUGGCGCUGGACGCUGCUGGUGUUCGCGCUGAGCUUCAUCCUGUCGUGGCUGGGCUUCGCCACGCUCUGGUGGCUCAUCGCCUUCACGCACGGCGACCUGGAGCCCGGCCGUAUAGACAACGACGACUGGAAACCCUGCGUCGUCGCCCUGCGGGACUUCGCGUCUUGCUUCCUGUUCUCCAUCGAAACGCAGCACACCAUCGGCUACGGCUCCCGCAGCACCACCGAGGAGUGCCCGGAAGCCGUCUUCGUGAUGUGCCUGCAGAGCAUCACGGGCGUCAUGAUCCAGGCGUUCAUGGUGGGCAUCGUGUUCGCCAAGAUGUCCCGCCCCAAGCAGCGCACGCAGACGCUGCUGUUCUCGCGGAGCGCCGUGGUGUGCCAGCGCGACGGCAGCCUCUGCCUCAUGUUCCGCGUGGGCGACAUGCGCAAGUCGCACAUCAUCGGCGCCCGCGUGCGCGCGCAACUCAUCCGCACGCGGCAGACGCCCGAGGGCGAGACGCUCGCCCAGUCGCAGUGCGAGCUCGAAAUCGGCACCGACGACGGCACCAGCGACCUCUUCUUCAUCUGGCCCGUCACCGUGGUGCACCGCAUCAACGCGGCCAGCCCGCUCUACCGCACGUCGGCGGCCGACCUCCUGGAGCGCGAGCGCGGAGACCGCUUCGAGCUGGUGGUCAUCCUGGAGGGCACCAUCGAGUCCACGGGCCAGACGACGCAGGCGCGCUCGUCCUACCUGCCGGCGGAGAUCAUGUGGGGCCACCGCUUCGAGCCCGUCGUCUCGUACAACAAGGACCGCCAGGCGUACGAAGUGAACUACGCCAAGUUCAACUCCACGUGCAUGGUGGACACGCCGCUGUGCAGCGCGCGGGAGCUGGACGAUUUCUACCGCGCCCAGCGCGGCCCCCGCCCGCCUUCGGGUGCUCUCCAAAGGAGUAUGGAUUCAUCACCACAUCUUCAGGACCCACCACUAUUCCCUCACUACACCCCUGCUCAUCUGCUUGAUGUUACUGAUGCAGAAUUGCUGUAUUUAGAUACAGUUUCCUACAGUAGUGCCCAUGAAAGUGAUCAAUGUUCAGAUGUGUCUCUUCCAUUUCAGAGAAAUGGAAAUCAGCCAAAAUACAAGAAAUCAAAAAUUCAGAAAAAUAGUGGAAAAAAGACAAGUGUCUUAAGUGAAGAUGAAUCUUUGCCUUCUUCUAGUCCUAAAACAUUGGUUCCCACAUAUUGUCCUAUUGUAAGCAAUGGUGGUGAAUUAGAGGGUGAAAGGCAUCCUGGAAGAUAUUCUCCUCAGUGGCAAGCAGUAGGAAACAACUACAGUGAUUUUGACUCUCAUGUGGACCAAAGAAAGAAACAUAAAAAUGAUAACAACCACGGAGCAAUGGAAAAUACAUUUGUGUUUUCAGUUCUUGGUGCAGACACUCGAGAAUCCAAUUUGUGAUCAAAUAAUGAAGUUUGCUUCAAAAGAUAGAUACAAGGUGUGAUCUACCUUGCAACAUUUCAAAGUACAACUCUAAAUAUUAAUGAAUUAACUUUCAAAUUCUAUAGUUUUCUGCAUUGACUUUUUUUAAAAUAACGCAACACUGAAUAGCAACUUGACCAAGCAUUCUGGUGCCAAAACAAUUUAAAAAUGAGUUGUUACAUUAUUAUUUUAUAAAAUUACUGUUACAAACACUAAAUUGGAAAUAAUUCUGAAUAUUUUCUGGUGAUAGAAUAUCAAUAACAUCCUUCCAAAUUUGACACUGGCUUGUUGGUGAAGCAUUCAAUUUAGGAACUGAAUGAAAUACUGUUUAAUUGUAGUGACAAUAUUAAAAAAAAUGUUUGUCUAUCAGAAUGUAACAUUGGUAUUUUAAAUUAUACAUUUAUAUUAGAAAAAUUCAGUGAGUUAAUUUUUUUCAACGGAAUAAAAAUUACCUAUCAAGUGUUCAAGAACUCUUCAAUAAUACGAAAAAAGUAAACAUUUUAAAAAUAUUGUCUUCUUGUUGCUGGAAAGAAACAAGAAAUACAAAAAUAAAAAUAAUCUACAACAGAAAGGAAUUGAUAAAGGUGGAAAAGUAAUAUUCAGUAACUUUUAAGCUGGGUAACUAAAAAUAAUUUUAAUUAUGCAAUGGUGGUUCCUAUACAUGUGAAUGCAUUGGUGGAUCUUCUAUCUAUCAUCUCUCUACAGAAAAAUAAAUGAUCAUUUAAGGCUAUUUUUGUGUACACUGAAUAAUGUCAAUGUAUGCAGCCUAUUCUUAAAAGAAGGUUAGGAAUGAUUCUAAAAAUUAGCAUUUAUAUGUACUAAGAAAAGCUUUAUUUACCCUAAAAUUGCCACUAUUUAGAUCCACUUCUGUAGGUAAAUGCUUUUUAUCACAGCAGUUUUUUGCUGACCCUUUUCUAGAUUUAAAUUUAGAUCCUAACAUACAAUGAAAAAUACCAAAAAUAUCAACAUAUUUACUAUUGAAGAUUGCUAAAGAAAACAAAUUAAACUUCACAGAACAAUACUGUAUAUUUCAUAAUAUUUUUAUUUCUAAAAAAUAUUGAAAACUCACUUUACGAUGCUUGUAACAAGAGUCAAAGUUCUUGUGCAGGCAGUGUAAUUAAGAACAGAAAAUUGAAAUUACAAUGAAUCGGUAAAAUGUUUAUUUCUAACAACUAACGCACAUUCAUCCCACAAAUUGAGUGCUUAUUCACCACAUGAAAUCUGUACCCCUUUAUAAAGACCAAUGUACACUGUGAUGAUAAUCUUUAAAAAAUUGUUCUUUUCAAUGACUUAAAUUAAGGAAACACCUCUAGAAAAAACAUCAACAAUAUUUUAAAUCACAACUUUUAUUUCACUGAGUAAUUAUAAUUUCAUCUGAAUCACUUGCAUAAAAUAUCAAAGUAUGUAAUUAACUUGAAGAAAAACUUUUAUAUGUACCUAAAAGUGCUACUAUGAUGUGAUUUUCAUGAAUGCAUUUAAUAUUUCAUUUUGUGAUAUAACUUUUGCCAAGAAUUAAAAAUUUUGAUUAUUUUUCUGAAAUUUUCUAUAUACGUAUAAGAAUGGAAAACGGCAUAUCUAAUAACUAACAAAAAACACGUUUUCUUCACGUUCACAUUAAUACAUAUGUCCAAUUGGCCAGUGGUCAUUUAUAGUACCGUACCCGAACAAAGAGACCACCAAAUGCACACAAUUUAUCUUCUUCAUACUUGCACUAUGGAGCUUUCCAGGUACUAAAGAAUUAAAAUAAAAGAAUGAUCUACUUUUGGCAGAGUCAAAUGUAGUUUUUAGUUUACUUUUCCAGAGAUUGACAAUAUUUUUGGUCUUCUUACAAACAUUCCAUACCUCAUAAAAUAAUGUUUUAAAAGUGAAAAGAACCUACCAUUACCACCCUUUACUUAACCAAGCCCAGACCUAUUACAUUACACAGGCAUAUUGAUAAGGUUACUAAAGCAUUAGAUUUGAAUUGUAGAUUUUAUCUGACAGUAACAUCUAUUGCAAUCAGCUUCGGGAUCAAUGAUUCCCAUUUCAAUUAUUUUUUUCCAGUUUUCCUUAAUACAUUGAGCAAAUUUUGAGUUGGCCUGUUGUUUUGCUUCCUAUCACUGACUGAAGUUGUUCUCUCUUCCAUAAAAGUGAGGUGGCUCAUUAACAUCUGUGGCCAAUGUAGGGUCUCCUACAAUUUGAGUUUCAAUGGUAGAAGAUUUUGAAGACUAGUUAGACUGCUAGAUCUAGUUCAGCUAUAGUCUGGAGGAGAAUUUUAGCAGCCGGUGGCUCUAAUCAGAGGUUUCCCAUGAUUUAUCCAAUCUUCUUCUUCUUCCAAAGUACCACAGCUCAGAUUGGCAUGGCCUGCCUUCUCAAUAUACUUCCACUUUUCUCUUUUCUUAACCUUCUCUCACUCUGGUGACUUCCAUCAUUGUCAGGUCACUCAUGUUAUAUUGGAUCCAUGUUUCUUGGGUCUUUCAUGUUUUCUAACCCAAAUAAUUUUAUUCUUAUAUAGACUUUUUGGCAUUCUUUCUACUCCCAUUUUCCCCACAUACGUGAGCCAAUGAAUUAUGAAAAAUUUUAUGAAUCUAAUCACAUCUUUCCUUUGAGAAUGUUAUUAAUUUCUGUGCUAUGUCAUAUCCACCAUCUAUCUGCUUCUUUAGCUACUACGUACAUUCUUUUAAUUUAUCUUUCAAAUCUAUGGAAUUGCCAGUAUCAUGACUGGUAAGGACCCAUGUUUUUGCUCCAUAAGUUACUAUUGUUUCUCUAAUCAAUAAGAAUUCUAUCAUCUGGUUGCUCUGAUCAGUAGUUUUCCAUGGUCUCUCUGAUCA
Messenger RNA from Gryllus bimaculatus (two-spotted cricket), 4619 nucleotides. The record is from the annotation of a GenBank genome assembly. NCBI's taxonomy places the organism in Eukaryota, Metazoa, Arthropoda, Insecta, Orthoptera, Gryllidae.